AUGGAUGAAAAUCUCAACCUUGAAUUUCUGAGAUCCUCCAGCGAAAAUUACACCUAUAAGAUUACCUCCAGAGGCCCCGUGUGCUACUCGGCCCUCUACCGUGACGACAAGUACGUCUACCGUCACAUAAUCCUCAGCGACAACGUCAGACAGUAUGCAGAAAGCAAAGUGCGGAAAACAAAUGCCUUCUUAACCGAGCACUGUAUCGUAAAUGAGUUACAAAUUGACAUAGGAAAGGGGUGGAAGCAUUUUAUGAUUUACGAUGGUAAAAUUCGAGAGCUGAUUUUGCGAAAGGUCUUGACCGCCGAGGACAAGUUGAGGAUGGCCGUCCAAGCACAGAAGUAUAAUUAG
Plasmodium cynomolgi strain B is the source of this 351-nucleotide messenger RNA. RefSeq lists its product as hypothetical. The record is from RefSeq and is a predicted model, not a curated record. NCBI's taxonomy places the organism in Eukaryota, Apicomplexa, Aconoidasida, Haemosporida, Plasmodiidae. Gene Ontology annotation, molecular function: cyclin-dependent protein serine/threonine kinase regulator activity. The transcript is spliced from 2 exons. Bases 1 to 351 code for a protein of 116 amino acids.